AUGUCCGAAUCAGACACUAUCGCCCUCUUCGCUGAGGGGACUUUCGAGGAGCAGGUCCAAGAUCUUGUCAACUAUAUUGUCCGAGGGCUUUCCGAUGAAAGCAGAACAACCGCUAUAAAACCUUUCCAAGAGUUGUUCAUUACCCGCAGCGGUCGGACGCCACUAAAUAAGGACGCGGAACGAAAAAAAAAAGUUAUAUCCAUGGUCAUCGCCGAAACCAAAACUCUUGGGCAAGGAUCGGAACGAGAGAUUGAAGGAUUUUUCAACCUUUUAAUAUCGCACGUACUGACCCUCUUCACGGAUACAUCGAGUGCAAAAGGCCAAAUUGAACCGUUAAUUGCAGUCAUCACAUCGUCCGCGUCUGAAAGCUCUGUUAUCAAGUAUAGAAUUCUCUCUAAUAUUUUCAAUGCUCUUCCACGACAAUCUCCAAUCCGAUUGCAGGUGUACAAUGCCUUGUUUUCUUUGGCGACGUCGAACAAAGAGUUAGACACAAUACAAGUCAAUAAAUCUACGGUUGACCGCUGGCUUUCAGAGUGGGAUGUUUCUCCUGAUGAGAAAGGCACAUUCCUGAAGUCGUUAGCGAUCGCUUUUGAACAAGCGGGCGAUGCUACCACCUCGUACUCCUAUCUGUUUUCUCGACUGGAAGUGCUUCCAGAUGGAUCCUCGGAGGCAGAGCAAGCAGCUAUUGAUGUGAUAAUCGCAGCUCUUCGGUUACCGACUGUAUUCGAUCUAAACAAGCUGCUAAAAACGAGCCGGCUCGAAAUAGUGAAGGAUCGCCCACUGUUCGCUUUACUUCGGAUUAUCGCGCAAGGUGAUCUGAAGGACUACAAACAAUGGGAGAGUGGCAAUCAACAGGUUCUGAGUAAAUCAGGGCUGGAUGCGGCCGCCGUGGAAAAAAAAAUCCGCUUCUUGACAUUGGCUACACUGGCUUCGGAUUAUGUCGGGAAGGAAAUUAGUUAUUCGAAGAUUGCGUCCACAAUACAAGUACCUGAAUCUGAUGUUGAGCUCUGGGUUAUCAAUGCGGUCAGAUCAAACCUCUUAGCAGGAAAGCUCUCCCAGUUGACCCAAACUUUCUGUGUUACACGGUCCAUAACACGCGCGUUCCAAAAGCCUGAUUGGAAAUUAUUGGAAGAGAAAUUGAGCUCCUGGAGGACGAAUCUUAUUGGCGUGUUGGAGGUGGUGGAAAGUGCACGGAAGUCGGCACAACCUGCUCCCACUGGACCUCCAGUUCAUGGCGACCUUGCUAAGGAGGCUCCUGCAUCUACCUAG
Cantharellus anzutake is the source of this 1269-nucleotide messenger RNA. RefSeq lists its product as uncharacterized. Gene Ontology annotation, cellular component: eukaryotic translation initiation factor 3 complex; cytoplasm. Lineage: Eukaryota; Fungi; Basidiomycota; Agaricomycetes; Cantharellales; Hydnaceae. Bases 1 to 1269 code for a protein of 422 amino acids. Gene Ontology annotation, molecular function: translation initiation factor activity. The record is from RefSeq and is a predicted model, not a curated record. The transcript has 7 exons. Gene Ontology annotation, biological process: cytoplasmic translational initiation.